AUGGAGGACUACUAUUGGGUAAUCGAUAUGCCCAAAUCGAAGGAGGGCGCCGGGUACGGUGUGACGGACGAGGAGGCCGGAACGUUCGUCCUGUACAAGGGUCUCAACCUCGAGCGCGGCGAGGUAAUUCGCGGGCGUGCGACGCGCAUCUGGAAGGCACGGUCAAUUCAAGAUUUGGUCUUGCCUCAGGAAGAACGUCGGUACUCGCAUACACCACCGUCUCAAACUCCGGUUAGCCUCAACAUCUCGCUUAGAGCACUGGUGAAUGGGAGGUUCAAUCGGCCUACGCAACCCGACGGCCGGUGCCCAGGACAACGUAUUUACCCUGCGACAUCAUUAUGGCUGUCGAAUGGUCAUGCCAUCUCGGAGACUUCUGUCUCCGCCGACAAUCUCAGAACGAUCCGACUGAACCUCACGGCCACGAAGGUCCCUGAAACCAUGCGGCAACACACUUCACUGCGGCCAUGCCCCAAACAAGCGUAUCUUCCGGUGCGCGUUCAGUAG
Fomitopsis serialis is the source of this 504-nucleotide messenger RNA. RefSeq lists its product as uncharacterized. NCBI's taxonomy places the organism in Eukaryota, Fungi, Basidiomycota, Agaricomycetes, Polyporales, Fomitopsidaceae. The transcript has 5 exons. The record is from RefSeq and is a predicted model, not a curated record. Bases 1 to 504 code for a protein of 167 amino acids.